UCUAAACUCUUUCGGAAUGAUUUUUCUCAAAAAGAAACCGUAUUAAAAUUUCGUAAAUAUUUCAGUGAAAAUCUUGAGUACAAUUUGCAAAAACAAACACACACACGCCAAGAACAAAUUAAGGUUUAUCAAAAUUUUCGGUAUACCCGAGACCAUGGAUGUCCUCUCAAUAAAUCAGCAGAUAUAUAUCCGUCGAUCCGACGGUCGUGUGCAUCUGGCAGGCAUCAUCAAAUUGGAUGGCAGCAGCAAAAACCUUGUGACCGUGGAGUGGCGUGAGGGCGAGCUAACCCGUGGCAAGGAAGUCGCUUUGGAUGCAAUCAUUGGUCUCAAUCCGCAGAUCUAUGGAACGCCUUGCAACAAACGAGGAGCCGCAUCAGCUCAAGCCAAUGCUAUGGUGUCCAUAGCUCCGCGGCCGGCCAAUCCACAGCUCCAUCUUCCUAACCUGAAUGGUUUCAUUGUGCCACGCCUUGCAGCAGGCAGCGCCGCACAAUCAGCUGUGGUAACUGCCACGCCGCGGCAGACCGUGCAACUAAACAUCACUCAGGAUGAUGUUGUGCACAAGAUGGAGCGACUUCGCAUGCAACGCGAGUGCCGUCGUCAGCUGAAUAGUCAAACACGAGCGCUGCGUCAGUGGUGCAUGAACUCGUACUCGGGCAAUCCGAAUUGGGAGGUUGCACGCAUGCUGCAUUUGUAUCGCCUCGAAAUGGAUUUACAACCGGCGCAGAGUCUGGCCAGCCGAUCCAACAAACAACAUCAGAUACUCGUGUGUGUGCGUAAACGUCCGCUAAAUCUGCGAGAGCUGAAGACGCAGGAACUGGACAUGGUAAGUGUGCCUCACGAAGAGCUGUUGGUGGUGCACGAGCCGCGCAAGCAAGUCACGCUGGCCAAGUUCCUGGAGCACCAUCACUUUCGUUUCGACCACACCUUCGACGAACAUUGUAACAAUACUCAGGUAUAUGAGCGCACGGCACGCCCACUUGUGAGACAUAUCUUUGAGGGCGGCAUGUCCACGUGCUUCGCCUACGGCCAGACGGGCAGCGGAAAAACCCACACCAUGGGUGGCGAGUUUAUGGGCAAACAGCAGAAUUGCCGCGAUGGCAUCUAUGCCCAGGCUGCCAACGAUGUGUUCGCCAUGCUGCUGCUGCCUUGCUAUGCUCGUCUGGGACUUACGGUCAGCUGCAGCUUCUUCGAGCUGUAUGGCAGUCGGGUCUACGAUCUGCUUAUGUCGGGCAAGCCGCAACUGCGUGUGCUCGAGGAUGGCCAGCAGCAUAUACAAGUGGUGGGACUCACUGAAGAGCCAGUUCAAAAUACCAAUGAUGUGCUCACGUUAUUAGAAUUAGGCAAUAGUGUGCGCACCUCUGGUCAGACAUCGGCCAACUCCAAGUCGUCACGUUCCCAUGCGGUUUUCCAGAUUGUAUUGCGCUCGGCAGCCCAAAAGAGUCUUCAUGGCAAGUUCUCGCUCAUCGAUCUCGCUGGCAAUGAGAGGGGUGCAGACAAUUGUUCCGCCAAUCGGCAGACACGGCUUGAGGGAGCGGAGAUUAACAAGUCUUUGCUGGCGCUGAAGGAAUGCAUUCGUGCCUUGGGUCGCCAAUCGGCGCAUUUGCCAUUUAGAGGCUCUAAGUUGACGCAGGUGUUGCGUGAUUCAUUUAUUGGUGGCAAGAAGGUUAAAACCUGCAUGAUAGCCACCAUUUCACCAGGCUUGCAUUCAGUGGAGCACACGCUCAAUACUCUACGCUAUGCGGAUCGAGUUAAGGAACUAACGCCACAAUUACGCAAGAAAGGCGCAAAGAAACCGAUUCUUAAUAUAGAGAUUCCAACAAUUGUGCAGACCAAUUCGCUGCCCGAUAUUACCAAUCAGGAGAAUCAAUUAAAUCGUGUCUCUUCCAGCGCUUCUCUCCCUGAAGCUGAGCACCUUAACAAUGAUGUUUGGAGUGCUUUUAGUAAUAACCGCGAGCUAGAAGACGACAAUUUGGAAUACUUUAAUCAGGCAACCGACGACUAUUCGCCAUCACAAGCGAGAGGUGCGAGUUCAUCUCUAAAAACGCAACAAUCUCAAACCAAUUUCUAAUGACAAUGCCGCUGUCCUCAAACAAUUUUAUACUCAAUUUUUAAUUUUUUUGAGAAAAAUCUAAAUUAUGCUAAUGUAUUAAAAGCAAAAACUAUUUUUA
Messenger RNA from Drosophila sulfurigaster albostrigata, 2168 nucleotides. RefSeq names its product kinesin-like protein Klp59C (gene Klp59C). Gene Ontology annotation, molecular function: ATP binding; microtubule motor activity; microtubule binding. The transcript has a single exon. Bases 155 to 2068 code for a protein of 637 amino acids. NCBI's taxonomy places the organism in Eukaryota, Metazoa, Arthropoda, Insecta, Diptera, Drosophilidae. The record is from RefSeq and is a predicted model, not a curated record. Gene Ontology annotation, biological process: microtubule-based movement.